AUGGCGGACGCACCAACAGCAAGUAUGGCAAAGCUUCAGCUUGACGAGAUGACGGGUGAGAUGGUAUCAAAAGGAGAACUUAAGAAAAGAAAUGCAAAGCGGGCAAAGAAGCUUGCUCAAGCUAAGGUCAAAUCAGAUGUGCAAUCUCAGCCUCCAAAAGUAGUUUCCGACAAGACAAAGGUUGAAAAUGUAGACAAGGAAAAUAUCGCGAAUAUGUUUAGCCAUGGUUGGCUUGACGAAGUUUAUAAAGAACGUCCCGUUAAACCUGUAACUACUAGAUUUCCCCCAGAACCAAAUGGGUAUCUGCAUAUCGGCCACGCCAAAGCUAUCGCCGUAAACUUUGGCUUUGCGAAGUUUCAUGGAGGUGACUGUUAUUUACGAUUUGAUGAUACCAACCCAGAAGCGGAGGAAGAAAAAUACUUCAUUGCGAUCCAGGAGCUGAUAGAAUGGCUCGGGUUUAAACCAUGUGCCGUGACGUACUCUAGCGAUAAUUUCGAUAAAUUAUAUGAAAAAGCAGAAGAAUUAAUUCAGCUCCAGAAGGCAUAUGUCUGCAGUUGUGAAGAUGCCGAAAUAAAAGCUCAACGCGGAGGAGACGAAAGAGGCCCUCGUUUUCGAUGCGCUCAUGCAGAUCAAUCAAUAGAAUAUAACCUCACAGAAUUCAGAGCCAUGCGGGAUGGAAAAUAUAGGCCUAGAGAAGCUUUUUUGCGAAUGAAACAGGAUAUAGAAGAUGGAAAUCCGCAAAUGUGGGAUCUAGCCGCCUACAGAGUUCUCGAUGCUGAGCAUCAUCGAACAGGGUCCAAGUGGAAGAUUUAUCCAACCUAUGAUUUCACUCAUUGCCUCUGCGAUAGCUUUGAAAAAAUCACCCACUCACUCUGCACAACAGAGUUUAUUCAGUCAAGAGUUUCAUAUGAAUGGUUGAAUAAGACUUUGAAGGUUUAUGAGCCAAUGCAAAGAGAAUAUGGUCGUCUAAGUAUUGCUGGAACUAUCCUUUCAAAACGUAAAAUUAUGAAGCUUGUUAACGAAAACUACGUUCGAGGUUGGGAUGACCCUAGACUAUACACUCUCAGUGGUAUCCGAAGACGUGGUGUACCUCCUGGAGCAAUUUUAGAGUUUGUCAAUGAGAUUGGAGUUACUACCGCGCCAACUAUUAUCCAGAUGUCGCGCUUUGAUCAGACAAUAAGACGAUACCUAGAGCAAACAGUCCCUCGCUUAAUGUUAGUACUUGAUCCUUUGCCUGUAACAAUUGAAGAUGCUGAGGAGAUGGAGCUUGAGUUACCUUUCUCGCCAAAGAUUCCUGCCAUGGGUGCUCACAAGGUAAACUUGACCAAAACUAUCUACAUAGAACGAACCGACUUUAGGGAAGUUGAUAGCAAAGAUUAUUUCCGACUCGCACCUGGAAAGUCGGUUGGUUUACUCCAAGUUCCAUUUCCGAUAAAGGCUAUCUCUUUUACUAAGGAGGGCCAAAAUAUUACCAGUGUCCUAGCUCGCUAUGAUAAAGAAGGUAAAAAGCCAAAAACAUAUAUUCAUUGGGUCUGUAGUGGGUCACGAAAUGUUGAGGUCCGCCUGCAUAAUGCAUUAUUUAAGAGUGAGAGGCCAGAAGCUGCUGAAGGUGGAUUUCUGAACGAUAUCAAUCCUGACAGCGAGAAAGUCUGGCCGGGAGCGCUGAUUGAGUCUGGAUUUGAUGAGGUAAGAAAUCGUGCUCCUUGGCCCAAAGCGGCAGGGGAAUCCAAUCUGGGGAAAGGAAGAUUCGAGUCUAUUAGAUUUCAAGCUAUGAGAGUGGCAUACAUGACUGUGGAUUCAGAUAGUACCGAUGACAAGAUCAUUUUGAACCGUAUUGUUAGUCUCAAGGAAGAUUCUAGCAAGGACCGUCCGCAAUAA
Molecule: messenger RNA, 1878 nt
Organism: Blumeria graminis f. sp. triticale
Lineage: Eukaryota; Fungi; Ascomycota; Leotiomycetes; Helotiales; Erysiphaceae
Source: the annotation of a GenBank genome assembly